AUGCCGACGUACCGCGAGCUAGCGGCCUGCAGGCGCCAGACAGUCACAUUUCCCGGCCCGCUUGGAAAUGCCUGUCCAGAGCACUCAACGCCUGCCAAAGUGGUGAGGGCUGCGAACCCGAGACAGCGAAAGGGAAGCAAGGUCGGUGACUUCGGGGAUGCCACAAACUGGCCGACCCCUGGAGAAAUAGCCCACAAGAGUGUCCAGCCGCACAAGCCGCAGCCCCUGCGGAAGCUGCCAAUCAAGAAGGACAUGAAGGAGCAGGAGAAGGGGGACGGAAGCGACGGCAAGGAGAACCUGAAGGCCCGAUCGGACGAGUCCGGGGAGGAGAAGAACGGUGACGACGACAACCAGAAGGCGGGCCAGAAGAAGAAGGGCAACAAGCACAGGUGGGUCCCGCUGCAGAUCGACAUGAAGUCGGAUGUGUCGAGGGAAAAGACCGCCUCCCGCAACAACCGGCAGAACGAGCAGCACCGACACCCCUCCAACAACCGCGGCGAGCUGAAAGGCUGGCACCCCGACAACAAACAUGAGCGGAACUGGACCGACCACGACGACACCUCCAGUGUGAAGAGCGAGGGCGGCGCCGUGCGAGGAGCUUUCCGGGGAAGAGGCCGUGGCCGGGGCCGCGGCAGGGGCCGGGGCAGAGGAGGUACUCGCUCACACUUCGACUACCAAUACGGCUACCGGAAAUUCGAUGGCUCAGACGGCUCGCGCACCCAGAAGUACACCAGUAACAUCACCUACUACUUUGACAACAUCAGCAGCACCGAGCUGUACAGCGUGGACCAGGAGCUGCUCAAGGACUACAUCAAGCGCCAGAUCGAGUACUACUUCAGUGUGGACAACCUGGAGCGGGACUUCUUCCUGCGGCGCAAGAUGGACUCGGGCGGCUUCCUCCCCAUCACCCUCAUUGCCAGCUUCCACCGGGUGCAGGCCCUGACCACAGACAUCAGCCUCAUCAUUAAGGCGCUGAAGGACAGCAAGGUGGUGGAGAUUGUGGACCAGAAGAUUAGAAGAAAGGAGCAGCCUGAGAAAUGGCCCUUGCCUGGCCCUCCCAUGGCAGACUACACGCAGACCGACUUCUCCCAGCUCAUCAACUGCCCCGAGUUCGUGCCCCGACAGAGCUUCCAGAAGGAGACAGAGUCCGCACCGGGCUCCCCCCGUGCCGCUAGCCCGGUGCCUACCAAGACGGAGGAGGUCAGCAACCUGAAGACGAUGCCCAAGGGCCUGUCCGCCAGCCUGCCCGACCUGGACUCGGAGACGUGGAUCGAAGUGAAGAAGAGGCCCCGGCCCUCCCCAGCCAGGCCCAAGAAAGCGGAGGAGUCGAAAACGCCGCAGAAGCAGAAGGACCAGGACGAGCCGGAGGAGCUGGACUUCCUGUUCGAUGAGGAGAUGGAGCAGAUGGAUGGGCGUAAGAACACCUUCACUGACUGGUCAGAUGAGGACUCGGACUACGAGAUCGAUGACCGCGAUGUCAACAAGAUCCUCAUCGUCACGCAGACGCCCCCCUACCUACGCCGCCACCCCGGGGGUGACCGGACCGGCAACCACACCUCCCGGGCCAAAAUGAGCUCGGAGCUAGCCAAGGUGAUCAACGACGGGCUGUACUACUACGAGCAGGACCUGUGGACCGAGCAGUUCGAGCCCGAGUACUCGCAGAUCAAGCAAGAAGUGGAGAAUUUCAAGAAGGUGAAUAUGAUCAGCAGGGAGCAGUUUGACACCCUCACCCCAGAGCCCCCGGUCGAUCCGAACCAGGAAGUCCCUCCUGGACCCCCCCGGUUCCAGCAAGUCCCCACCGAUGCGCUGGCCAACAAGCUCUUCGGCGUCCCUGAGCCAUCGACCAUCGCCCGGUCUCUGCCAACGACUGUGCCAGAAUCGCCCAACUACCGCAACGCCAGGACGCCGCGCACCCCACGCACGCCGCAGCUCAAAGACCCGACUCAGACACCGCGGUUUUACCCAGUCGUGAAAGAGGGCAGGACGAUAGAUGCCAAGACUCCCCGCAAGCGGAAGACGAGGCACAGCUCCAACCCUCCCAUGGAGUGCCACGUCGGCUGGGUGAUGGACUCCCGGGAGCACCGGCCACGGACUGCCUCCAUCAGUUCCAGCCCUUCGGAAGGGACCCCGGCCGUGGGGAGCUACGGUUGCACACCGCAGUCGCUGCCCAAGUUCCAGCAUCCUUCGCACGAGCUGCUCAAGGAGAAUGGCUUCACGCAACACGUGUACCACAAGUACCGUCGGCGCUGCCUUAAUGAGCGGAAGCGACUGGGCAUCGGUCAGUCCCAGGAGAUGAACACGCUGUUCCGGUUCUGGUCGUUCUUCCUCCGCGACCACUUCAACAAGAAGAUGUACGAGGAGUUCAAGCAGCUGGCUGUGGAGGAUGGGAAGGAGGGAUACAGGUAUGGUCUGGAGUGCCUUUUCAGAUACUACAGCUACGGACUGGAGAAGAAGUUCCGCCCGGACAUCUUCAAGGAUUUCCAAGAAGAAACCAUCAAGGAUUAUGAAGCCGGGCAACUCUACGGGCUUGAAAAGUUCUGGGCCUUCUUGAAAUAUUCCAAAGCCAAAAAUCUGGACAUUGACAGCAAACUGCAAGAAUACCUCAGCAAGUUCAAGCGCCUCGAGGACUUCCGCGUGGACCCGCCCAUGGGGGAGGAAGGCGGGCAGAAGAGAUACCCGUCGACGGCAGGAGGAGACGGGAGGAAGCGCUACCCAUCCCAGUCUUCUAGCAAGCCGGUCAGCCAGCCCCCUGCCUCAUCCGGCCAGCCCGCCAGAGAGGAUGCCAAACCCCCGAGCCAGACAGCCCCGGCCACGGCAGCUGUGGACCCUCACGCGCUGGGGAAGUAGCGAAUAUCAAGCUGCUGCUUCCUGCUGGGCGAGGGGGGUUGGCGGGGAGCUGGACCGGGGAGGGGAGGAGUGAGUGAGUGAGUGAGGUUGGGGGUGGGCAGGACGGAGCGACGAGGCGGGUGCCUGUGAACCGAAUCGAAUCGGAUCGGCUGCUUGGGGGAACCCUUCAACGCACUCGCGGCUGGACAAGACUCUCCACGCCGAAACCGCCUCUGCUUGCUGUACGUCGCCGGCCGGAGCCAGACCCCCACACUUCAAUGUCUUAGCUUCUUUCUUUUUUUCCGGGUGGGUUGGGAAGAGGGAGAGAUGUUUUGGUUUUUUUUUUCCCUUUUUUAUUAAUAUAUAUAUCAAGUUUUAAAUUAUUGAUCGAGGUUCGUCGGGAUGGAUUGCCACCGCUCAGCUCCACGCAGCCCCUUCCCACCCCCCACCCUGCCUCCGGCCACCCCUCGGCCCAGAGGAGUGAGAUUUCCACCCGCCCCCAGGAGCGACCUCCUGGCUCUUCUGGGCUGGCUGCGACCCCGUGGAGCCCUGUCACCGUGAGCAGGCCGGCGCCUACCCCUUCUGGGGCUGCAGUGGAUCCAGAGCAUCACCCCCGGGGUCGACCUCUCCUCCCCUCGAUUUUUGCCCUUCCUCCACAGACACUUGGAAGUCAACCAAAGGAGCUUUGCCAAGCGAGGGCUGCCUCCCUCCGAGCUCGGCUGAUGCCUUCCACGCCCGGACUGCAGGCAGGGGGGCCGGGAAUGCUGCACGGAGCCCCCUCCCAAAGUGCCGCCGGGCAUGCACAGAGACGGGCCUGCGCCCAGGCGCUUUCUCUUCCUUUCGCUUAAUGACUUGCACGUGGAAAACCAACCAACCGGAGCCCCCGGACUGUGGGGACUCUUCUCCCUUUGCUGCUUCCUUGGAAAUAAUUAUUCAAAACAAACAAACAAACAAAGAAGUUGCCUUAUGGUGGAGCUGGAACUCGGAGACCUGCCGGCUCCCCUCCCCGACGCCAGCCGGGACCCCUCUUCUUCCCCGCCUCCAGCCGAGAGGCUCAUUGCGGGGCCGACGGGCAACACCCUGCGAUGCCACUUUUGUGGCCUCGGGGAAUGUGGCGUCAGACACACGGACGACCUGGCCCCCGUUGCAGCCCGGCUGUGGGCCUCGCUCCUGGCGGAGGCAGCGUCCUCCAAGACUUGUGCUAUUACGUAGUGGAUGCUGAUACACGUAUAUACUGUUGUAGUGCCCUCCCUGCUGUCGCCUCGCUCAGACUCACAGGGUGACUGCCGUUGUCUUUCCCCUCCCACCAGCCCCCUAGGCAGGGGCAUCUCAGUCUGUUACACUCAUGCUGGGAGGGGGGGCACUGGGAGAUGCAGCUGUGGCAGGUGAACGACUGAUUCCUCACUGCGGAGGAGAGAAGC
Messenger RNA from Gavialis gangeticus (Gharial), 4247 nucleotides. RefSeq names its product La ribonucleoprotein domain family member 1 (gene LARP1). Gene Ontology annotation, biological process: positive regulation of translation; mRNA stabilization. Gene Ontology annotation, cellular component: cytosol; cytoplasmic stress granule. Gene Ontology annotation, molecular function: RNA cap binding. The transcript has 21 exons. The coding region runs from base 1 to 2847 and encodes 948 amino acids. The record is from RefSeq and is a predicted model, not a curated record. Lineage: Eukaryota; Metazoa; Chordata; Crocodylia; Gavialidae.